CGUGAUAGUGUCGCACCCGUCUCGUAGAUGCUGUCGCCUGGAUUGGGAGUGGAGUUGCAUCGCGACCGUCCGACAUAUUCAACGAUUCCCGCAACAUUAGACCAACACUAUUAUGACUGUCUCACAAGUGCAGCACAGCAUCCGAUAAGCGUUGCACUUAAUUACACCGGAAAUGUACAUGCAUUUGAACGCGCUGCACGCGGGAUUAUAAAUACACAACCGAUGCACAAACAGCUCGCUAAUCCAGUUGUGAAGUUUGACGCUACUAUUCAGGCCCGCCCACGAUGAACUCGCCCCGAAGCGUUAUUGUGUUUUUGGCGAUUCUUAUAUUGUGCCACGCCAGAAGAGCUAAAGCUUGUAAUGGUGGCUAUGAGUUGAUCCUACACAGCAUCGACAACUGUGCCGGAGAGGGACAGGUCGUGACGAUCGAUCCCAAGUCAACCGUCUCACUGACGGAGGAUUGCAAGGUGAAGUCGAAAGCUACGGCACGCACCAUUGGAUUCAAGAAGGCUCAGAUGGAUGUAACCAUCACCAAGAACGGACUGCCAGUCGUGAAGGAAUCGGUAGACAUUUGUGCGAAUCUGGAAGAUGCAGCCAACAAUAAAGAGGCGGCCGAAAUCAUCACUAUGUUUGGUGUGCCGGAUCAUUGUCCGGUGGCGGCGAGUGAAAUUCGUACCGACGAGAGUCAAACCUACAGCUUGGAGAAGUACAAGCAUCAUCUGCUGGUAGCGCAAGGUCGAUCGAUCAUCGAUGUACUGGUGAAACAUGAUAAGGGCGAAAGCUGCUUCAAGAUCGACUUGGAGGUAACUGCUCCAAAUCUUGUAGGUUAGAGAUUUAAAUAUCGCGUAGUACUUUUCGGUGUUUUAGUUGCUCUUUGCUACAAAUAAAAAUGGGAAUCUAGUACUGCAAAA
Anopheles stephensi (Asian malaria mosquito) is the source of this 911-nucleotide messenger RNA. RefSeq lists its product as uncharacterized. The record is from RefSeq and is a predicted model, not a curated record. Bases 285 to 830 code for a protein of 181 amino acids. Lineage: Eukaryota; Metazoa; Arthropoda; Insecta; Diptera; Culicidae. The transcript has 4 exons.